Vanessa tameamea is the source of this 1767-nucleotide messenger RNA. Its product is annotated as cell growth-regulating nucleolar protein. Gene Ontology annotation, molecular function: DNA binding. Gene Ontology annotation, cellular component: nucleolus. Gene Ontology annotation, biological process: negative regulation of transcription by RNA polymerase II; rRNA processing. The transcript has 2 exons. Bases 261 to 1553 code for a protein of 430 amino acids. NCBI's taxonomy places the organism in Eukaryota, Metazoa, Arthropoda, Insecta, Lepidoptera, Nymphalidae. The record is from RefSeq and is a predicted model, not a curated record.
UUAACAUUGACAUUGUGAAAAUUUUCAUAAUUCGGUUCCGAAAAUUGUGGCGUGUUUUGAAAAGCACGUGUGAAUAAAAAUCCAAAUAAACAUAAAACUGUUAAUAAAAAAAAAAUACCUUGAACUUAUUACAAACAUAUUAUUACAAAUUGUUUAUAUAAUUGAACUCGUCCCAAAAACAAAAAUUUAGGUCGUGACAUAUUUCAAUAACAAAAUAAAAUCUAUUGUUUUGAUUUUGUCCACUCGAUUUACAAGUGAAUAUGGUUGUUUUUACUUGUGGCCAUUGCGGAGAAUCAGUUCAAAAGCCUAAGGUUGAAAAACACUACUUAACAAAAUGCAGAAAUAAAAAUCCUAAUUUAUCUUGCAUGGACUGUUUUAAGGACUUUUUAGGUAGUGAUUAUGAAGCUCAUACAAAAUGUAUAACUGAAGAAGAACGUUACUCUGGAAAAGGAUUUACUCCGAAAGAAAAGAAGGGUGAAAAGAAACAAAAUGCAUGGGUGGAAAUGUUACAGUCCGUCUUAGAUGAACAAAAGAAUGCAUCAGGCAAUGUUUUGAGAAUUAUAGAGACUAUAAGCAAGCAUAAUAAUACACCUAGGAAGAAACCUAAAUUCAUAAACUUUGUGAAGAAUGUUUGUGGACAAAAAACUAAUCCCAAAGAUAUUGAUCAGGCUUGGGACUUAAUAUCUGUGAAGUUAUCAGAAUUGUCAAAUUUAAAUUCACAGAACAAAAAUAAAAAUGAACAAGAUAAGACUGAUGUACCUAAGGUAAAUGGUGCUGCUGGUAAGGGGCAAAAUGGUGAUAUACCAAAUGGUAAAAAACAAAAUGGUGUUGCAAAUCACAAUGAGGAAGAAGAUGAGGAAGAAGCUCAAGUUGAGGACAAAAAAGAUAUUGAAACUAAGAAUGGUGAUUCAGAAGAGCCCAAUAAAAAACUUUCCAAAAAGCAAAGGAAAGAAGAAAAAAAACGUAAGAAGUAUGAAGCAGAACUACAAAGUGCGGAAACUCCACCAGCUGAAGUGACCCAGGAAGAAAUUCAAGUGCCAAAAAAAGGUAAGAAAAACAAGAACAAGAUUGAAAACGGCCAUGAAGAAGGAAAUGGCCCUGUCGAAGGAAAAGAUAAAAAUAAGAAAAGAAAGAGGCAAGACACAGCAACAACAAUAGAAGUUAUUGAAGCUGUCAAUAAUGCUGAUAUAGAAAAUGUGCCGGUUAAAGUAAAAGCCACUAAAAAGAAGUUAAAAAUGGAGGGAGAACUUGCUACUGCUGAAGCAGAUGAGAGCAUUUGUCUUCAUGAUCAGAAUGUUGCUAAAAGUGAGAAUGAGGUGUCAGAAAAUAAUGGGAAAUUCAACUGGCAUGCUGUAAUUAUGUCAGUUUUACAGAAAAAAGGGAAUGAACUUCCAUUUAAGCGUCUUCAAAAGAAAGUUUUGUCUGAAUAUUCAGAAUAUACAGGGAAUGAAGUAGACGAUAGAAUUGCCGAUAAAUUUAUUAAAAAAUUGAGAAGUGCACCCAAUGUGAGGGUUGAUAAAAAUAGAGUUACACUACUAGAAGAAGAUGAGUAAAAACUUUUUUAAUACACUUUUAUAAAACUAUCAAUUAAGGAUUUAAGGCAAUUGUGGUAAAUAAUUUGCAAUGACUUACACUGCCUGAAUAUUAUACUUCUUUUUCUCAUAGAUUAAGCUAACAUAUUAUUAAAUUUACUGCAUCUCGAUGUGUAAUUUUCUGUAUUUGUAUAUCCUACAAAUUGAAGAAACCAAAAUAUAUUGUAGAUCAUUA